Molecule: messenger RNA, 2933 nt
Organism: Falco peregrinus (peregrine falcon)
Lineage: Eukaryota; Metazoa; Chordata; Aves; Falconiformes; Falconidae
Gene: MMP17
Product: matrix metallopeptidase 17
Exons: 10
Coding region: 462-2234 (590 amino acids)
Biological process (GO): proteolysis; extracellular matrix organization; collagen catabolic process
Cellular component (GO): extracellular matrix
Molecular function (GO): metalloendopeptidase activity; zinc ion binding
Source: RefSeq, a predicted model, not a curated record
CCUUCCUCCUCCUCCGCCACCGCUGGUCGGGGCUCUCCGCCGGCCGGAGGCAGAGGGGUGCAUGGCAGCCACGGCCCCGCGGCGGCCCCGGGCAGCAGCAGCCGAGACGCGCUCCGCUCCGCGGCAGCGCCCGAAGCAACUUUCUCGCUCCGCGGGGUGCGGGAGCGGGGCGAUGUGACCCCGCAGCCGCCCCGGCGGCGGAGCCUCCCCGGCAGCGCAGCGCGGAGUGGAGCCCGCCCCCCCCCGGCGGCGCGGAGCAGAGCCCACCCCCGCCUCCCGGCCCGGCGGAGCGGCGCGGAGCGGAGCCCACCCCCCGCCUGCCACCUCCCUCCCCGGCGGCGCCCGCAGCCCGGGGCGGGAGCGCGGAUGCGGCGCGGAGCCCGGCGGCCCGGCGGAGCCCAGCGCGGGGCCGGGGCCGGGCCCUGCCGGGGGGGCCGGCGGGCGGCGCGGGGCGCGGGGGGAUGCUGAGCCCCGCCGCCCGGCACCGCGCCCGCCGCCGGGAGAUGCUCCUCGUGGUCGCCCUGUGGCUGGCGUGGCAAGAAGCGCCCGCGGCGCCGACCCCCGCGGCGGACGACAUCACCCGGGGAGUUGACUGGCUGACAAAAUUUGGGUAUCUGCCACCUCCGGAUCCCAUCACAGGACAACUGCAGACGCAGGAGGAGCUCACCAAGGCCAUCACUGCCAUGCAAAAGUUCGGGGGUCUCGAGGCGACAGGGGUCCUAGAUGAAGCCACACUAGAGCUGAUGAAGACCCCUCGCUGCUCUCUGCCCGACCUUGCUGCCGUGGAGGCCAGGAGGAAGCGAUUCACACAGGCUGUCACCAAGUGGAGCAAAAGGAACUUGUCAUGGAGAGUUCGCACCUUCCCAAAAGAGUCCCACCUGGGCCACGACACCGUCCGAGCCCUGAUGUACUAUGCCCUGAAGGUCUGGAGCGACAUUACGCCGCUGAAUUUCCAUGAAGUGGCAGGUAACAACGCUGACAUCCAGAUAGACUUCUCCAAGGCAGAUCACAAUGAUGGCUAUCCUUUUGACGGGCCUGGUGGGACAGUGGCACAUGCUUUCUUCCCUGGAGACCAUCACACGGCAGGAGACACUCAUUUUGAUGAUGACGAGUAUUGGACUUUCCGAUCUUCAGAUGCUCAUGGGAUGGACCUAUUUGCUGUAGCUGUCCAUGAGUUUGGCCAUGCCAUUGGCUUGACCCAUGUCUCUGCCAUAGAGUCUAUCAUGAGACCCUACUACCAAGGUCCUGUGGGGGAUCCUCUGAAGUAUGACCUACCUUACGAGGACAAAGUCCGAAUCUGGCAGCUCUAUGGCGUCAGGGAAUCUGUGUCCCCCACAGCCAAGCCUGAAGUAAGCAAAGCUGAUGACCAUCCCAUCCUGCCAGAGCUGCCAGAGAACCGCUCCACUGUCCUGCUCCGGCGGGACGUGCCCAACAGAUGCAGCACUCACUUCGACGCCGUGGCUCAGAUCCGGGGAGAGGCUUUCUUCUUCAAGGGCAAGUACUUCUGGAGACUGACUCGCAAUAAGCACUUGGUCUCCCUCCAGCCGGCUCAGAUCCACCGUUUCUGGCGGGGCUUGCCACUCAACCUGGACAGCCUGGAUGCGGUCUAUGAGAGAACCAGCGACCACAAGAUCGUCUUCUUCAAAGGAGACAGAUACUGGGUCUUCAAAGACAAUAACGUGGAGGAAGGAUACCCACGGCCAAUCUCAGACUUCGGUCUGCCGCUGGGAGGCAUUGACGCCGCUUUCUCCUGGGCCCACAAUGACAAGACUUAUUUCUUUAAGGACAAUCUCUACUGGCGCUACGAUGACCACGAGCAGAGGAUGGAUCCUGGGUACCCUUCAGAGACUAUUCUGUGGAAGGGCAUACCAAGCCCUUUAGAUGAUGCCAUGAGGUGGUCAGAUGGUGCAAGUUACUUCUUCAGGGGCAAGGAGUACUGGAAGGUGCUGGACAGUGACCUGGAGGCCCAGCCUGGUUAUCCCCAGUCCAUUGCUAGAGACUGGCUGGUGUGCAGCAACAUGCAGUCCGACUCCCCGGGAGCAGCUGGGAGCAGCCGGACGGGGGCACGCUCCAAACCAGGGCAGCACGAUGAGAGCCGCGCAGAGAACGGCUAUGAGGUCUGCUCCUGCACCUCGGCCUCCGCGUCCCUCCGGGCUCACCCUGCGCUCAGACUGUCAGCCAGCCUCGUGCUGACUGGCGUGUGGACGGCAACGCUGGUGUGUGCAGCCCUAUGACACCUCAUCCCCCGGAGAGGUGACGCCGUGGUGCUCCAGGGAGGGAAGGUGGACACAAUCCCACCAUGCUAACUGCUGCCAGCAGAAAAACAUUCCUAGGAACACACCGGUGAAGGGUUUGAAUUCUCCAUGAGAAAUGAACAGUGGUUUGGGUUUUUUUUUUUCAUUUUAAUUUUAGUUUAAAGGUCUAAUAACAGGUUUUGAGUUCUGCACCUUCUUUUUCCCCAUCUAGUUAAAGAGAGCAGCCUAAUGUUGAAUUUAGACAUGAUCCAUAGAUAUGUGUUGCUUUGGAUGUUUAAACAUGGCAAGGGAGGGGAGAGCUGCUGUGAUUGAACGGGGACAGAAGAGAUGCUGCUACGGCAGACAGCAGUGUCCCGGAGGAAAGGCAGCAAGGCUGUAGGUGGGAGGUGGUAGUUCCGUGCUGACACAAUGUACGCAUCCCUUGGAUGUACACAUCCUAUUGGAUGUACCAGGUAGAAAGGAACCUUGACUCCACUCAGAUUAACUGCGAGGUGAUCUCCCGUUACUGUCAGACCUGCUGCGGUCACUGAUGUCUCGGUAACCUGUAUCCAUUUCUAUGGGUCAGAAACACCUUCGCCUUUCAGAAGGCAGCGCAGCUUAUCUUUGUAUCUGAGCCAUUUGAAUUUAGCCGUUUCUCUAAUAAACCUUGGCUGCCCACGCAGGGCUCUGCUAGCCCUC